AAGAAGAAGGCGCAACUAACGUUACUUCCUUUCUAGUAGCUUCUGGAACCUCAUACACGCGCUAUGGAGAACGCAUCGCAGCUGAAAGAUCAGGGCAACAAGGCGCUGAGUUUAGGAAAUGUUGAUGAAGCGAUUCAGUGCUACACAAAGGCCCUGACAUUAGACCCUUCCAAUCAUGUGCUUUUCAGCAACCGCUCCGCUGCUUAUGCUAAAAAGGGCGAUUAUGACAAUGCCCUGAAAGAUGCCUGCCAAACCAUAAAACUCAAGCCGGACUGGGGGAAGGGAUACUCGAGAAAAGCCGCUGCUUUGGAGUUUCUUGGACAACUUGAAGAUGCCAAAGCAACAUAUCAGGAAGGGUUACGUCAGGAGCCAUCUAAUCAGCAGCUCAAGGAGGGACUUCAGAAUAUGGAAGCACGGUUAGCAGAGAGAAAGGUGAUGAACCCAUUUUCUAUUCCUAACUUGUAUGAGAAGCUGGAGGCUGAUCCUCGAACCCAGAAGCUGCUUUCUGACCCCAGCUACAGGGAGCUGCUGGAGCAGCUCAGGAACAAGCCUGCCGAGCUUGGCACGAAACUGCACGACCCCAGGGUCAUGACCACUCUCUCAGUACUGUUGGGUCUGGAUUUGUCUGGCAUGGAUGAAGAGGAACCAACUCCGUCCCCUCCACCAAAACCUAAAGAGACAACUCCGCCCCCUCCCAAAGAGGAAGACCUCCCUGAAAACAAGAAAAAGGCCUUGAUGGAGAAGGAACUGGGAAACGCUGCAUAUAAGAAGAAGGAUUUUACAACUGCCUUGAAACAUUAUGAAGAGGCUCUAAAGCAUGAUCCAACCAACAUGGCCUAUCUAUCAAACCAAGCAGCUGUGUUUUUCGAGAAAGGGGAGUUUGAUCAGUGCAGAAAACUUUGCGACAAGGCCAUUGAGGUGGGCAGAGAGAAUCGGGAAGACUACAGACAAAUUGCUAAGGCGUAUGCCAGGAUUGGUAACUCAUACUUUAAGGAAGAGAAGUAUAAAGAGGCUGUCCAGUUCUUCAAUAAGAGCCUUACAGAGCAUCGCACACCUGACGUUCUGAAGAAAUGCCAACAGGCAGAGAAGAUUUUGAAAGAACAAGAGAAACAAGCCUACAUCAAUCCAGAUCUGGCACUAGAAGAGAAAAACAAGGGCAAUGAGGCCUUUCAGAAGGGCGACUAUCCGUUGGCAAUGAAGCAUUACUCGGAGGCCAUCAAAAGAAAUCCGUACGAUGCCAAGCUCUUCAGCAACCGAGCUGCCUGCUACACCAAACUAUUAGAAUUCCAGCUGGCCCUCAAGGAUUGCGAGGAGUGCAUUAAACUCGACCCCAACUUCAUAAAAGGUUACACACGCAAGGGGGCGGCGCUGGAGGCAAUGAAGGACUUUUCAAAAGCUAUGGAUGUCUAUCAGAAAGCACUUGAGCUUGACUCUAACUCAAAGGAAGCCACGGAGGGUCUGCAGCGUUGUAUGGUGAGCCAGGCUAUGCGUAUUGACAGUCCUGAGGAUGUGAAACAGAGGGCUAUGGCCGACCCAGAGGUGCAGCAGAUCAUGAGUGACCCCGCUAUGCGCAUGAUCUUGGAGCAGAUGCAGAAAGACCCACAUGCCCUCAGCGAUCAUCUGAAGAACCCAGUCAUCGCUCAGAAAAUUCAGAAAUUGAUUGAUGUUGGGCUAAUAGCCAUACGAUGAUCACAGAAAGCAAAACCAGAAGAAAGGCCAACAGAAGACUACAGAGGCGGCAUUCUCAUGGAUAACUUGCUUUAUUAACUUUAACAUACUUAUACUCAAUGUCUGGUAUAACUAUAUAAUAUAUAAAAACAAUCAUUAUUUGGCAGCUUUAAUUCCACUGAAUAUUAUUUCAACAUUUAAGAGGCUUUGAAUAAAGAAUUGCCAAUCUGAAGUUUUUAUCAUUUUAUAUAGUUACCCAUUUGGGUUUUUGGUCUGUUUUGGUGGAAUGGGAAAGUUGUGCUGUGACGAUUAGCUUCAAGAAGUUUGUCUCUAAAUAUAAAUGCAUUCUGCUACUAUAUAAUGCUGUUCAAUUGAAAGCUUACGUUUAUAGCUAGCAACAUAAAAACUGAUUGUGAUUGAAAUUGUUCAAUAAAUUUCUGGAUCCAUAAAAAAUAAAAACAUG
This is a messenger RNA of Misgurnus anguillicaudatus (oriental weatherfish), 2131 nucleotides long. It is a transcript of the gene stip1, whose product is annotated as stress-induced phosphoprotein 1. Lineage: Eukaryota; Metazoa; Chordata; Actinopteri; Cypriniformes; Cobitidae. The record is from RefSeq and is a predicted model, not a curated record. Gene Ontology annotation, molecular function: Hsp90 protein binding.